Molecule: messenger RNA, 687 nt
Organism: Symsagittifera roscoffensis
Lineage: Eukaryota; Metazoa; Xenacoelomorpha; Acoela; Convolutidae
Product: chymotrypsin-like elastase family member 2A
Exons: 4
Coding region: 1-687 (228 amino acids)
Biological process (GO): proteolysis
Molecular function (GO): serine-type endopeptidase activity
Source: RefSeq, a predicted model, not a curated record
AUGUACCCUGGAGGAACUUGUGGAGGCACUCUUAUUAAGGACAAUUGGGUGGUGACUGCGGCACAUUGUCUAGCCACAGCUAAGAUUGCAGUAGCAGAGAUUGGAGACUUCACCCAGAAACAGCCGAAGCUCCGAACUGCACUUGGCACUAUGUUUAUUCACGAAGGCUAUCAAAUUGAUAUGACUGGAAAUGGACCCGAAGUAAGGUCAAGGGCACACGAUAUAGCUCUUUUGAAGAUUAGCUCAAGCGUACCCAAACAAGACGUCCUGCCUUUGUGUGGAGACCGAAGUCCUCGACAUUCUAAACUAGUGGCAAUAGGGAUGGGCCUGAACGAAACGUGGACGAAUUGGGAUGAAAUAGUAGAAAGGUUUGAGAACGGGGCUGCUGUUAUUCCUGAAGUUUUGCAAGAGGUGGAAUUGAAGGAAAAUGAGGAUUGCUUUGAUCGAUUGCCAGGGUUAAUGGGCAACCCAGAAAAUCAAAUUUGCUGCACAAAUUCCGAGAAAAAAACUGCGUGCAACGGUGACAGCGGUGGGCCAUUGGUUUUUGUGGACAGCAACAAUAAGGCCAUAUGUUUGUAUGGCCUGACGAGUUAUGGCCCACUCGGAUGUAACAAAGGACUUUCAGUUUUCACAAGAGUUUCGAAGUAUCAGCAAUGGAUCACGUCAACUGUAGCAGAAAACUCGUGA